UUCGUAUCUUUGUUUCAUUUGUAUAACUUGUUGUAUUCUUAUCACAAAAUUGAUAACUUUAUCACUUUAUGACUAAAAACGAUAGUUGUUAUUACAUCAAUUACCGAAGAUCUACCAUACUAAGUUUCAGUGGGUCAAUUGCUAAGCCACAAAGUUAUAAUAAUGGUACAAGUAGUCCAAAGUUUUGAUCCUUCCAUGUUCAAAAAUAUCCAUAUAAAUAGAAAUAGCGUGGAUGCUCAAGUUAAAACAAUUUUGGAUAAAAAUCCGGUGACCAGCACUGAGAACCUGAAUGCUUGGUUACUUAAAGCUAUCACUGUUAUUGACUUGACUACUUUAGCUGGCGACGACACUGCCUCUAACGUUUUGAGACUCUGUAUAAAGGCUGCCCAUCCAUUACCAACAAAAUUAAUGAGUGAUUUGGGACUCAAUGAGGAUGAGAAAGUGCGCACAGCUGCAGUAUGUGUAUACCCCAACAGAGUUUCUGAUGCAUACAGUGCACUCAAGCGCAUGGGCUUGACUGAUGAAAUACAAGUGGCUUCUGUUGCCACUGGCUUCCCAUCUGGUUUAUAUCCUCUGCAACCGAGGCUCCUCGAAAUCAGAAAAGCUGUAGAUGACGGAGCAACCGAAAUAGAUGUAGUCCUGGACCGCAGUCUCGUGCUGACUGGGAAGUGGGACGUCCUGUAUAAUGAGGUGGCACAGAUGCGGAAGGAAUGUGGGACGGCUCACCUUAAGGUCAUACUUGGCGUAGGAGAACUUGGGACAUAUGAAAAUGUGUACAAAGCUUCGAUGGUGUCCAUGAUGGCCGGUGCCGACCUUAUCAAGACCUCCACGGGAAAGGAGGCAGUGAACGCGACCCUACCAGUAGGGCUGGUCAUGUGUAGGGCCAUAAGGAAGUUCUACCAAAUGACGGGACACAAGGUGGGCCUGAAGCCAGCAGGCGGCAUCAAGACGGGCCGCGACGCCGUCAACUGGUUAGUACUAGUGUACACCGAGCUCGGACCUGAGUGGUUGGACCCCAAGCUCUUCCGAAUUGGCGCUUCCAGCGUUCUCGACGAUAUUGUCAACCAUCUCCAAAAUAACGCGGUGGAGUUUAAACAGUGAUUUCAAACGUAAAUAAGUUUGAAUUUGGAAUUGGUUGCGAGAGUAUACAGUAAACAAACAAUAAAUGAGUUUUAUAAUUGAUAUUACGGCUGUUAUGCGGAGCAAUAAUUUAGUUUAUAUAUUGAAUCUUUACAAGGAUAAAUACCAUUAAAUUGACGAGCAAUAUUUUAAACAGAGGUAUAUUUUCGAUGUGAUUGAGAUAAAAAGUAAAAACCCGCGCGAUGUCCAUAUAUUCCGCGGCAAGUUGUUUUGGCUGGCGCGGCGCGCCAUAUGUUUUGUUUCCUUCUAAUUUCCUGACUUUACGCCCUUUAAGUAAGUUAAGCUCAGAGAGCCUACCGUGAACCACGUUCGACGUGUUGCCUCUCUGUCGCACUUGUAAAUUCGUACGUAAUUGUGUGGUACGAACGAGUUAACGUACCUGCUCUGCUCUAUGGACACGAAUCAAUGCCUAGCUAAUCGUGCAUGCAGGUGUAUUUGGAUGUUUCCGAGGCAUCUGUGACACAAAACAAAAUAUUCAAUUUAAUGUGUAGUAUUAUUUUUAAAGUAAUAUUUUUAAUUUUAAGAGGAUGUUUGUCAGAAAUAAUUUUAUUGGAAGUGCUAGUACCAAAAAUAAAACACAUUGUUUAAA
Molecule: messenger RNA, 1729 nt
Organism: Cydia fagiglandana
Lineage: Eukaryota; Metazoa; Arthropoda; Insecta; Lepidoptera; Tortricidae
Gene: Dera
Product: deoxyribose-phosphate aldolase
Exons: 6
Coding region: 163-1101 (312 amino acids)
Biological process (GO): deoxyribonucleotide catabolic process; carbohydrate catabolic process
Cellular component (GO): cytoplasm
Molecular function (GO): deoxyribose-phosphate aldolase activity
Source: RefSeq, a predicted model, not a curated record